Cherax quadricarinatus is the source of this 4567-nucleotide messenger RNA. The record is from RefSeq and is a predicted model, not a curated record. Lineage: Eukaryota; Metazoa; Arthropoda; Malacostraca; Decapoda; Parastacidae.
UCAUCUACCUUAUGUCACCUGGCAGUGUGUACCUCCUGCAGCGUGGAGUGUUCCUGGAGUUCACACUGCAGUGGGCAAGCAGCACCAGCUGUCUCAGUGUGUAUGUGGUUCGUCUAAACAGCCUGCCUCCCAAGUAUCACAAGAGUAGCUGCACUCUCACCCUUACACUCACCAGUCCACCUAACAGGGAGGGAGGGGCGGUCGUCACCAUCACCAAAACCUCACCCCGCCUCAGGAAUGCUACUCUCAACCCAGAGUGCAACUACCUAUUCUCCUACCCAGAGGUAUCAGUGGAGCAGCUUCGGCAGAGUAUGCUGGUGUUCGGGCUGCAGGUGCGGCGAAGCAAGCACCUCCUCAACAAACAGGUGGGGGAGCUGCGCUAUGCCCUGGGUGAAGCCAACCUCCAGCCAGACACACCACGCACUGUCACCAAGCCCAUCAUGCUCAAAAAGAAGGAGUCAAGUCCCUGGGCAAGUGUCAGCAGUGGAGCUGGCAGUGAGGCAGUGUGGGGGCAAGUGCAGGUGGCCGUCCAGUACCAGGUGACAGGCACCUGGCAGGCACGGAUAAAGGUGGUCCUCCUCCGAGCUCAGAGUGUCCUCAUCAGUAAGGGGGGAAGCGAAGAGUACAAGAUGGAAGUUGUGGUGAAGAGAGGUGAGGAGACUUUAGCUGUACACCACACCAAGCCCACACCAGGUCCCUCCCCAGUCUGGAACACUCCUUUCAUCUUCGACGUGGCCCAGGACAAGGUGAGCGAGCACUGGGUCGAGAUGAAGCUGGUCCGCCUGGGUAGGCUGAAGAAAACGAUCAUCCUGGGCCACUCCUUCUUGGGCUUGGACACCACCCCCAGUGGGUCACAACACUGGCAGGACAUCAUCAAUGCCAUGGAUCAAGAAGUGACACGUUGGCAUCCUAUCAUCCUUCACAACUGACACCAUUACCAGUCUAUCUCAUGCAGCCCAAGUCAUCCACGAAAUCUUUCUAGAAAUGUCAUCUGCAAUAUUAACCAAUAUUGAUGAACAAAAUGGCACAAUACCGUGACUGGAACAAUACACAAAUAACCUGCACAAAGAAAGAGAAGCUCUCCUGCAAUGCCCUCUCUCUUGUCCUAUGAAUGACCCCACUACUACCAUUAACCCUUAAACUGUCCAAACGUAGAUCUACGUCCACGUGCGGAGGGCUCCGAACGUAGAUCUACAUCCACGUGCGGAGGGCUCCGAACGUAGAUCUACAUCCACGUGCGGAGGGCUCCGAACGUAGAUGUACAUCCACGUGCGGAGGGCUCCGAACAUAGAUCUACUUUUUUUUACAUGCUUUCAAAUGGGGAAAAUCAAGGUCGGAGCGCUAUGCACGUGAACGCAGAUCUACGUUUGGACAGUUUAAGGGUUAAUAUUACUUUUGCCAUUACCAUUACUCUUGUCUCCCUACACCCUUCACUCCCCCUUCUAUUUCUUGUCCCACUAAAACUACUCUCUCUACUUUCUACCACCACUACUACUACUACCACCACCACCACCACUACUGCUACUACUACUACUACCAGCCUUACCACUGCCACUACUACUUUUCCUUCCUCUCAUGGUCCCAUCCCUGUCCAGACCUCCUAUAUAUACUGGCUUGCUCUCUCUUGUGUUAGUGUGCCUUUGUAAAUGGACCAAAUUAGACAAACAUCAUGAACUUCUCUCUAUGUGCAGGUUAUUUGUGCAAUAUUGAUGACACUGGUGUAAUCCGCUGCUGAAGUCAUCCAAUGUCAGACAUCCUCUGGACAAAAAAAACAGCACCAAGGUUAUCCGAGAGACAAGUAUACAGUUUACAAAACAUCAAAUGUUGAAUAAUUAUGGUAUAGUGAACUUAAAUUACAAACUAUUACAUACCAUUAUUAUUAUUACACUGAUGGGAAAAUACCAAACUUGAGGUCACAUACCACGUAAGGAAUGGAUGGUAAUCAUAUUUGAUCUGAGAAAGGGGAGGGGUGGCUCCAAUUUCUAAGCUCAAGUGUUGAAAACUCACGACAUUGUGAACUUUGAUAAUUUACAAGCUAUGUUACUGUAUAUGUCCCAGGGUUAACACCUUUUUCUCGCUAGAUAAAAGUUAAAAGUCUAAGAACAAUAAACACUAAGAAAUUAAGUAUGUACUUUGACUCAAAAUAAUGGAUUUUUGGUCAAAAUUUUUAGGUUAGCACAGUUUAUGUUUUACACAUUGGUUUAAGACACAAAUCUGGCUGCACAUCAUUAAGAAGUGCUGUAUGAUCUUAUGGGUUUAGAGGUUAGUUAUGAUUAUAAAAUUAACGUAUAUUGUUACAGUCAGCUGAACAGCCGACUGUAACGAUAUACUGUCUGUAAUUUUACUUAAAUGCUAUUGAAAGAAUGCAUAAAAAUUGAAUAGCACAUGCUGGGAAAGCAUUCCCGUCCUUUAUUCAAUUCUUGGCUGCAUUUUUUCAGUCGUGUUUACAAAACAAUUGCAUUAUUGGUGUAUAAAGGAGCUUCAUAAGAGCACUGACUACAAUAUUCAUGGUUAUAUUAUGAAGACUAUAAAGACAAUACUGUGACUGGAACAAUACAGCCUCUCCUCACUCAGCAACGUACUCGUUUACCGACACAUCGGACUUACGACAGGCUCUCUGACCAGUAUUUGUACCUAAAUGUAUAUUAGAGCAUAUUUCCUCUGUUCUGUUUAUUACAAUAUACAGUACAUUACUGUACAAGCAUUUAAGAAUAUACCAGAAAUGUUAUAAAUAGUGCAAAGGUGACAUUAAAACUAUAUCAAAAAUGGCUGACACAAACCCACUACCAUUAUAGUAUGCUCCACACUUAGCCAUGAAUUCGUUUACCAACAUGGUCUUAGGAAUGGAACUCUGUUGUUAAGCGAGGAGAGGGUGUACACACACAACCUACACGUAGGAGAGAGAAACUUACGACGUUAUUUCGGUCCGACUUGGUCCAAGUUGUGUUACUUGUUAUGGUCCAAGCCAGACCAAAAUAUCGUCAUAAGUUUCAAUAUCCUGUAUGCAAGUUAUCUGUGUAUUCUUCUUAUUUUAAUGGAGAAGAGCUACAUAGGUCACACCAGGUGCUGUGACCAGGGCACAACCAGGUGCUAUGAUCAGGGCAUAACCAGGUGCUCUGACCAGGGCACAACCACGUGCUGUGACCAGGGCACAACCACGUGCUGUGACCAGGGCACAACCAUGUGCUGUGACCAGGUCACAACCACGUGCUGUGACCAGGGCACAACCACGUGCUGUGACCAGGGCACAACCACGUGCUGUGACCAGGCCAAUCAGGUUUAAUUCAAAGGGAAGGUGGUUCCAAUUCCUUGGAUCAGGAGCCAUGAACAGAUUGAAAGGACACUCCUUGAAGGGUAGCGUUUUAAUACACGUUAGUCUUUGUCCAUUUUCAUAUUCCUUUCUAGACUUUCACCACAAAAUUACACAGUCAGGGUUUGGAACUUUUUUGUGACUAAUAUUAAUUACUUCCUGUAAUCUUUCUAAUAAAGAAAUAUUGUUAUUUAUUAAUUUAAAAGUAUAUUUCCUUUUGAAACAUUCUUGUGACAAGUAAAAAAUGUUGAAAACUGGGGAUGUAAAGUGAGGGGAGGGGUGGUGGGGAAAGUUUACCUGGGUGUUCCAUGGGUCAACACCCUCACGGACUGGGCCAUGACCAUGCUGCAGGGGACUGGUCAUAACCAAGGGCUUUCUGCAUGCACAACCAUAUAUCACCCAUCUCGAUACAAACAUUGUAUUACGUGGAAAUAAAUCUUGGACUUUGGUGAUUUGAUGAAGAUGAGGGUAAUUAAGUCUUUGGAUCAAAAGCCCUUCACCAGCACCAAAACUGAUAAACAAAAAAAAUAUUCUCUUCUUUAAACCAUAAAAAGUAUGAUGGGCACUUAGUUGAUGGAUCCUAAGUUUAUUGAAGUACAGAUACACACAAGUACAAUUAUCAUACAUAGUUUAAAGUGUAUAAAUUACAUAGGAUAACCCAAAACAGUCAGACUAAGUGACUUAUUUUCAUUGGGGUCCUUGAUUUCCAUUAGAUGUAUCUCAUCUUUGCAUGGCAUCAAGGUUCCUUACCUUUCAAGAAGUUGCACAGUUUACAACACUUACAUAACUUCCACUCAAGUCUAUUCCAAAACUACAACUGUCAAAACAAGGGAAGUUUCAAAAUCACUACAAAUAUUAACAUACACUUGAAUGGUAUACAAUACCUAGAAGAUUUCUGAAGACUAUAGUACUCUUCAACUCCAAGACUGGGGGACUGAUUACCUCAUCUUUUGUAUACGUUAUAGUUCUACAGUAUGUCCUUGAAUUUGUAUUGAUAAAGAAACUGGAUGGCAAAACGUCUACAAAUAAAGAAACCCUGAUGUUGCACAUGUUUAAUUCUUCAACUAUUAUGAUAAAAUGCAGCUUCUUGUUUGUCAUGCAUAUGUAGAUCUCUCCACGAUUGUUACAAAAAACGAGAUUCUAAAAGCUUAGAGAUCUCCAGUGAAUACUAGAAAGGACUACCCUUCUAGCAUCCAGCCUGUUACUGGGUUUUCAUAACAAUUAGUCAUUAUCCUUGUCCAAUUAUUCAUUAGAAUU